AGUUCAUGGACUGACGCCUACUCUUCGUCCAUCUCGGCACUCAUGUCUUCCCUCCCUAGCGCCGAUAUCCAGCGCAUCCUCUUCGACUCAUUCUUCACCGACCCGUUCCUCGCGGAAGGCAUCACCCUUCUCCAGACGCAAUUCAUGGAGCAGCUCAAAACCGUCACGGAGCGCCAAGGCCAGCGCUCGCGUGAAGGGGACGCUACGACACUCGCCAACGCGUUUGCUAUCCUCGGUACCGCCCUCCGGAUCAUGCCUGACGAAACCUCCCGUCUUCUCCUCGCUUCCUCUACUGCGGGAAUGUACGGCCACCUCCAACCCAAAUCCCUCAGCCGAAUCAUCUCGCCUCAGCUCGCAUCCCAUCUAGACCCCACCCCGCUCGACCAGCGAUACUUUGAUCUCGCGCUCAUCUGCUCUCAGAUGGCAGAGUCGGGGGAUACGCCAAGCGUUAUGCUCGUCAUGCUCAAGCUGGUGCUGUAUCGCAACUUGGCGAUGCGGAAGGAUCGACAGACCGUCUCGGGCCAGUAUCUCUGCGGGGCGAUCAAGAUUGCGCAGACGAUGGGAUUGGGCAAGGAGUGGGAGUGGCAGCCACUAGGUGAGAGGGAGAUGAAGCGGCGGAUUAUGUGGAGUUUGUAUGUCGCGGAUAGGCAUCUGUCUUUCGAAACGGCCGUCCCAUAUACUCUGCUCGAAGCCCAUCAAGGUAUUCACCUUCCUUCGCCUAUCUCUGAGCACGACCUACACCAGCUCGCGCCCGAUGCCACUGCCCUCCCUCCCCACAAGACCGAACUUGGUCCUACUCCCUGUACCGCUCUCUUCCUACACACCCACCUCGCUCGAAAGAUCACUCCUAUCCUUGACUCCUUCGCGACCCUCUCUCCCUCCAAAACACCUCAUGGCCUCGUCCUCGGAUUCGACCAAUCCCUUGACACAUUCCAAGAGAAGCUUCCUACAUACAUGCGUUUCUUCCCACUCACCGAUACCCGAUGGGACAGCUCGCACGCUUACCUCUCGGCUCACCGGAUCCGCCUGCACGCCCGGAUCCUUGCGUACCGCCAAGGCGUCCAUCGGUCAUUCAUCAUCACGUACCUCCGUCCGUCCGCCCCGGCAGGCAUUCGCGGCGUCAUGGCUCAUAUCUGCCUCUCGAGCCUCCGGACACAGCGGUCGGCCAAGAUGCUGGACCCGAAGAUCGCGCCGAGGAUAUACGAGCCUUUGGUCGUCUUCGAGUCGGCGAUGAUCUUGGGGUUGAUAUUGUAUGUGGAUAGGGCGAUGACGAUCGGUCAAGGGGCGGCACCGGCGCCAGAGGCCAUGAUGUGGAGAGAGGGGCUGGCGAAUGGGGUGGAGCUGCUGGAUAACAUCUCGGCCGGUGUGGCGGGCGAUGCGGCCAGGAAGGCAGUCAAGGUUUUGAGGGAGAUGAGCGCCAAGGUGGACGCGUCGCCUCAGGAGACCAAGCUGUGA
Dioszegia hungarica is the source of this 1455-nucleotide messenger RNA. RefSeq lists its product as uncharacterized. Lineage: Eukaryota; Fungi; Basidiomycota; Tremellomycetes; Tremellales; Bulleribasidiaceae. Gene Ontology annotation, biological process: DNA-templated transcription. The record is from RefSeq and is a predicted model, not a curated record. The transcript is spliced from 2 exons. Gene Ontology annotation, molecular function: zinc ion binding; DNA binding. The annotation marks the transcript as partial.